CUUCGAUUUGCCAUAAUCACACUCAUAUCGUGGAGAACAGAAAUCCGAUCGAAACGUUAUCAGCACGACAAACACAUAACCCGGCGAAUCUUAUCGGGGCGAGCUACCCAAACAACCAACAAAAGUGAAUCAGUUGUGGAAAGUAAGUGGAGCAAUGAAGACCUUGUUUCUGCUCCCGGUGAUUGUUCUUUUGGGGACCUUUUGCCCCUCGAAGGCUGCAAAUAUCCUGUGCCUAGUGAGCACGGCCAAGCACAACAAUCCCGGAUGGUCGAAGCCACUUUUCGACGCACUGGUGGCCAAUGGUCACACCUUACUGGUGAUCAGUACAGCUCCUAACCCGGAGCCAAAGAAGCAGGUGGACGGUCUAUUGUACUACCACUUGCCCAACGAAUACGAUGUGAUGAAGAAGCACUUCCUGCGUGAGGAUACCCACGAGUACCAGCCAAUGGUGACCCUUAAACAGCUGCUGGUGUGGUACGAGGUCCUCUUGGGCAGCUGCCGCUCCGUCCUCAACUCGGAUACCAUGAACAGUAAGAUGCCGGAGUUGACCGCCCAACUGGCCGUGGACUUUGAUCUGAUAAUCACAGACGUCACCCACGGCAUGGAAUGCCUUAUGGAUGCGGUUCCCAUUUGGCGUUCAAAGCCGGUUCUUGGCUUGAGUGCGGGAAAACUCACCCCAGACUUGAUCUCUCUGCUCAAAGCGGAAAAUACCAUAAAUGCGGCCAGGACACCGCACUACAUAAGUCAGGUUCCGAAAAAGAUGGGCUUCUGGAACCGACUUCACAACCACAUCUUGUACUAUGCAGAGCCACUGAUCCAUUUCGUUAUCAUUCGACCUGUGCUUAAUAACUUGGUGACUACGGAAAAUGCCUUUCCCACUUUACAAUUAGUGCUACUAAACACCCAUUCAACCUUGGACUAUGUUCAAAAUCUUCCACCCGGAGUCAUCGAAGUGGGUGGCCUUCACAUCAAGACUGAGGUCAAUCCUCUGCCCAGUUAUAUACAAAAAUUCACAGAGAAAUUCAUCGAUGGCAUCGUGUACAUCAAUAUGCCCUAUAUUGAAUAUAUGAAUAGCCUGGGAGUCCAAGCUGUGGUUAAGAUGACACUCGACAAUCCCAACUGUGGGUUUAUAUGGAAUGUGGAGGAGCUGGAGGAGAUGCCGCCUGAGAGACCCAAUUUAUUAACCCUUCAUGUUGAUCAGUCACUGCAGCAGGAUAUUUUGGCUUUACCUUACGUCAAGGGUUUCCUGAAUCAUGCUGAUAGUUUCAGUCUCCAGGAGGCAGUGCACAAUGGAGUGCCUGUUGUUAUGCUUCCCCUAAAACUGGAGGAAUUUAAUAAUGCCCAGCGUGCCAUGGAACGCUACUUAGGCGUGGUGGUUCAGGCCAAGGAAUUCAAUCUGAGAUCCCUGACUGUUGCUUUAAAGCGGAUUCUUGAUGACGAACAUUUCACAAGUGCUCUCUACCAUGCUCAGUUGAAAUUCCGAAACCGUCCACAAUCCGCCCUAGAAUUGGCAGUUUGGCAUGCUGAACAACUUAUUGCAGAGCCACGUUUCUUUAAGGAGUUCUCACAAACUGAGGCCUUAGCCCAAAAUUUCUUCGUGUCCCAUUCCCUAGAUGUGCUGAUGGUGCCCUUUAUUAUCCUUAUGGCGGUGGUUAUAAAUGUGGUCCGCCUAAUUAUAGUCCUUGUCACAGGACGUUCCAAAUCUAGGCGGAAUUCUAAACAGUCGGACCUUGAGCUACCUAAAAAACGCAAGAGGGUAAAAAAGACCUCCAAGAAAUCCUCAACAAUCCAAGAGACCAUUAAUAUAUUGAAAGAUUAUAAUGACAAGAUGCUCAAAGAGGAGAAGUAUCUUCUUAACGAGGAAGAAAUGCCUCUAGAAGAGAAGAAAGAUAUGUAAAAUUUGCAACUUGUUUUCUCUAUUUUCAUGUACUAUAAUAUACCAAAGAAAGACUGGCAAUAAAUAUAUUUAACGAUC
Messenger RNA from Drosophila suzukii, 1975 nucleotides. It is a transcript of the gene Ugt305A1, whose product is annotated as UDP-glycosyltransferase family 305 member A1. Gene Ontology annotation, molecular function: UDP-glycosyltransferase activity. The record is from RefSeq and is a predicted model, not a curated record. NCBI's taxonomy places the organism in Eukaryota, Metazoa, Arthropoda, Insecta, Diptera, Drosophilidae.